Messenger RNA from Oncorhynchus nerka (sockeye salmon), 1693 nucleotides. RefSeq names its product histamine N-methyltransferase-like. Gene Ontology annotation, molecular function: N-methyltransferase activity. The transcript is spliced from 6 exons. NCBI's taxonomy places the organism in Eukaryota, Metazoa, Chordata, Actinopteri, Salmoniformes, Salmonidae. The record is from RefSeq and is a predicted model, not a curated record. Bases 419 to 1303 code for a protein of 294 amino acids.
AUAGAUCUCAGUUUAAUCAUGAUUUAUCUGUUACCGUAGUUACCGCCACACACACACAUCACUUUAAUAGUGUUUAAUGUUGUUUGACAGAUUUGAGUGCAAAGGAAGAACAUAAUUAAUAUUAAGGAGAUGUUCCGAAAAUGAAUGAGGAGGUAGAUUGACUGGAAAACCCAAGUCCCUUGAUUAGCUGGUUCACCCUCACAUUGUCAAAUUGUCACCAUGGGAAUUAAAGAACGAUACAACCUUAAAAGGAUCCGCCUUCACAAAGAACGAAGUACAGUGGGAGGGGUUAUGUUUCUUUGGUGGCACUGUUGUGCUGCAAUGUCUUAUUGCAUUCAUAUAAAUACAGUGAAUGUGUCCUGUCAUUCUCAUCUGAAAGGAGUGUAAAGUUGUGAUUGUUUUGACAGACCAUUUAGCAAUGUCCUAUGCUAUGAGGAGUCUGGUGGAGGAUGAUAACAGAUACCUCAAGUCCUUCCAGUUGUUCUGGGAAUGCUCCUCUGAACAUCAGUGCAUGCAGGACUUCAUCCACGUCAUCCUGCCUGACAUACUAGCCAGCAUUGGAGAGGGAAAAGCCAAUCUUAAUGUGAUGGGAGUCGGAAGUGGAGCAGGUGAGGUUGACCUGGAGAUGUUCUCAGAGCUGCGCCUGAAGCAUCUUGCCGUAACCGUGGACAAUCAGGUGGUGGAGCCCAGCGCGCAGCAGUUACACCUUUAUAAGGUUUUGGUGUCCCAGAAACCAAAUCUAGAUUACAUUAAAUUCACCUGGAAUAAGAUGACUGCCACUGAGUUUGAGAAGGACUGGCGAGAGAAGAACUAUACCAAGAAGAUGGACUUCAUACACAUGAUACAGAUGUUGUAUUAUGUGAAGGAUCCUUGUGCUACAGUGUCAUUCUACCAGAGUCUCCUGGACAAGAAAGGAAAACUACUCAUCAUUCUGGUGUCUGGUGAGAGUGGCUGGGGGAAGCAUUGGAAGACCUUCAAGACCCAGCUGUGUAACACAGAGAGCAGUCACACUGUCACUACAGGUGAUAUUAAAACCUACCUGGACUCUAAGACCGUGAGUUACCAGAGCUACGAGCUACCUUCUCAGAUUGAUAUCACAGAGUGUUUCACUGAGGGGGACCAGAGAGGAGAGCUACUGCUAGACUUCCUGACUGAGGUGUUGAACUUCAGCAGCACGGCUCCUGCAGAGCUGAAGGCUAGAGCUCUGGAGCUGCUGAGACACUCAGACUGUAGUAAAGAGGUAGAGGGAAGGGUUAUCUUCAAUAAUACCCUGGGCGUGCUGGUCGUUGACCCUCUACAGUAACUAGUUGUUAACCAUUUACAAUAACUUUAAAUACUGUAGCAACAACCUGACAUAACAGUUGCUUUUUGAUUGACAUCUUGUUUCAAUUAUAUGUGAAUGUAUCCUGUAUACACUCCAGAAUGUACACAGUUUUGUCAUUACCUCUAUCAGUUAUGAUAAGAUAUGAUCCACCAGUCUACUGAAUGACUGCAGAUAUCAGCAUGUGUCUACUGUACUCUUAACAAUAGGCUAAUCAGUCUGUGGAAGUAGUUCAUCAAUAUUUAACUGGCAGUAAUAAUUUAGCCAGUGUGGAUUUUGAUUCUGUCACAGUGAUAUCAAGAGAAGUGGGACCAAACAAUGACCAGUCUUACCUUUGUUCAGAUGUGCUCUGUAUAAAGUAAACUUGUAGUA